Molecule: messenger RNA, 4905 nt
Organism: Hymenoscyphus albidus
Lineage: Eukaryota; Fungi; Ascomycota; Leotiomycetes; Helotiales; Helotiaceae
Source: the annotation of a GenBank genome assembly
CUUUUUCAAUUCGGAAGCCCGCGCCAUGUCUCUUGACUUCUUUUCUCUGGAAAAGAGCAACAUCAUGAUGAUGUAUAAUUUCUUCGAGCUCUUUGACUUUGAGUGUCUCGCUCAACAUUUCAUUUUCCACAGGACCACAGAACGUCGCCAACAUCGAACAUCUUCUGGAAUCUGGUGACGCUCGGUCUUCUGGAGCUUCUCUGUCAGUAAACUUCUUCACAAUACGUAAGCCGCGGUUGUUUCAGCAAACCGAUUCCACAGCGGGUCGCCGUCUGACGCAAACAAAACCCCAAGUUCCCACCUCAUUUGACUUCUUUCGCGACAUUCUGGAAGUUAACUCCGUCCAAAAUCCAUCCAGGUGUUUCCACAUUUAUUUCCAGGAACAACAAAUCCCCGGAACGUCCACUUCCCAAUUUCUCUGCAAUCGACCUCGGGGAUUGCGUUUGCACGGUGCGUGAAACGGCCUGAUCUUGUUUACUGUCGGGUGUUUGAUGCGUAGGGAUUUCCCCGCGGCUCAGAUGGCUUUUUCUUACCUCAAUUGUUUGGUGGCAGAUGUGUUCAGCUCAGCCGGGAUAAAAACCAUAGAUACACAAGGUCUUCUGGUACCUCGUUCAGUGUUACAUGACCUGUCCCGACACCCUUGAAAAUGGCAUUCGGAGGCGAUCUCGACAAGAUCAGGAUCAACAAAAAAAGCAAAGCUCGAUCGAUCAAUUGGUUACGCCAUUUAUCAUACUUCGUAUUUAAAUUUGCGUUGAUGUAUGAUGAAUGUGGAACGAUUUCAAGUGAUUUUAUGUGCCACUACCUGUCGACCCCCUGGACAUAUCGUCCCGCCAAAAAUUGUUGUGUUACAAGAAGAGUAAGUCCAAUUAUUAUACUCUGAACUCCAAUAUUACCCCAUCAAACAAUCGGUCCACGCUGUCCAACUAUUUACAGCAAAGCCGCGGCGCCCAUCAUGAAACCCCAAACACCGGCUCCCAGGCCCAUAAUCUUUUGUGCUCCAGAUGCUGCUGUAGCGGUUGCGGUUGCGGAGGUAGAGGUUGGUGCAGAUGCUGUAGGUGUAGUGGUUCCGGUAGGAGGUGCAGCUGUUGCGGGUGUACCGGGAGUUGUUGCUGCUGGUGUGGCGGCACAUGAAGCAGCGGUUGGCAAGUUGGUGACUCCACUGAUCGAGCAGAGGUUGUUUGCGAAAGCGAUGGCUUUGUUUUGGUCCUCGAGCGAGCAGGCUUUGGAUACACAGCAAGAGAUGUCGCUGAGGAAUUGAGGAGCCGAGCAGAUACACUUCACAUCAGUGUUGGUGCAUCCACCGAUGGAUGAUCCGCUGGUUGAUGCUACGACACAAGGUCUCUGUAGGAAGAUCAUGAUUAGUACAUGGUACGGAAAUCAUUUGAUUCGAAGCUGGUCAACGAAGCCGAAGCUGGUCAACGAAGCCGAAGAUGAGUCCAGAGAGGAUUUGAAGAGGAGCCAUUUUCCAGUGACAACUCGAAUAUCUCCCAGGUCCACCAUCACUUGACACUCUGGUGGGCGGCCGAAAUAACCCUCAUUUUCGUCGUUCUAGUAGCGAAGUAAUCGGAAGUAAACGUACAGCGCAUUCUGGAAUGUCACCCUGAGCAGCAACAAACGGAGCUACAACGGCGACGAUGGCAACAAUUGAGAAUUGCAUGGUGACUAAAGUGAGAUAGCAAGUUCCGGGUUCUUGGAUUCUAUUUGAAGGAUGCGUAAACCGAUCAAAAGGAAAGGGAGGCUAAGUCGAAGCGUGGUUGAAAGGUGGGAGACCCAAUUAUCUGGGUUGCUCUCGCGGUUUUAUGAGCCACCAGCUCCAAGUAUUGGCUGCAACACAACACAUCGAUGCACCCCUGAAUUCACCGAUCUUGCUGGGAUAACCUCGAGCUAAGAAGGUAAUACUUCGUAUUUUUACCGGCCAGACUCUUCACUGGGCCAAUCAGACACAGGAAUUAUAUCAUUGAAGCCUAAGGAAAUUGGCGAUUGCUCUUAUACCGGGCUUCAUCGCGAUUUAAACUUUGCUAGUUUGAUUACGAUGCACAAGCGAGCAAAGCGAGCUCCUUUUUUGGCAUUCCAACGAAGAAAAGAAGCUUCUUUUGGUUUGCUUGGCGAUUCGAGUCGGCAAAUGCCUCGUGGGGGUUUCUUUUCCUUCUAUAAAAACAGAGUUCCGGUAUAUUUAUUUUGAAUGUUUUCCUUUGCCUGUGAUUUAUGUUUACAGGCCUCCAGGUUUGGUGAUUGUACUACGAAGCACCCAAGGUAAGUUGCAGGCCUAGAGGAGUAAACAAGUGAAAUGGAUUAACGACUUUUGAAUCAAGGGAGCUUGCCACAACAAGACAAUAACAAUAUACCUGAUGAGAUUCGGCGUACUCGUACCGCACAUGACGUGACUUCCACAUCAUAGCAAACUUUCUUCAAGUCUGAAGGUGUUCAGGUUCAAAUCGACACAGGCGUAAAGUUUCCAAAGUUUUUCGCCUCUGCUUGAGUUCGUCUCUCAUUUCCACAAGGUUCUACAACCCCUUGGCGUUGUGCAUGCAGGCUUGGACAAUUCAGGGCAGGCUCAACAGGCUUCCCCGCUCAACUGUCGUGGCCCAACGAUUGGGGGUGUUCCUGAUACAGCAAUAAGACCAAGACUCCUCCGGUUCCUCCACUGCACUGUUCAGAUCGUCCCGACUCUGUUCUCGUACUAGCUAGCCACGCCUCUCUUCGGGCAUUUUAAUUGGGCCUCGUCCACUCUGCAAUAACAUCUACAUCUAAUCUACAAUCUAUUUACAUCUACACCUCUGGAUUGACUACGCUUUUAUUGCUUUUUUGUGUUCGGCCGUGGCCGUGGAUCAUAGCAUAGUGGUUGUCAACCACUGAUACUAACCAUGGGGCUGUGGAUUCUCGAACCACAAACUACUGAGACUGUCCCAGGUACGGGAUUUAUAACAAUCUAUAUCAAUUACAAAAUUCCAUAGCACCAGCUAACCUUAUCGCCCUCAGGAACAACUCGAUACUUCGAUGACCCCGAAAGACCUCAACAAGUCGACGCCAACAACACCCAAGGUCUGAAAUGCGAUACCUCAGGACCAGUAGCCAUCCUCCUCGUCCCCCAACCGAGCGAUGAUCCAAACGAUCCAUUAAAUUGGCCAUUGUGGCAAAGGGACUUGAUACUGGCGCUCCUGUCACUUGUAGCAAUCUUUGCAACCUCCUUGGGUUCCAUUCUGGCUGCCAAUACCCUGACGCUGUCGCUCUACUUCAAAAUGACAUUUACGAAAGUCGCGAUUCUGACGGGAUGGUAUCUAUUUGGAACGGGGGUCGGAGCUAUUGUUUUUGUUCCUUCGGCUAGAAUAUGGGGAAAACGACAUCAGUUUGUUCUGGGUCCGGUGUUGAUUUUUAUAUCGUGUAUAUGGGCGGGUGUUGUCAAACAUAAUUAUGAUUCUUUAGCGGGUAAGCCAUCAUUUUGAGAUGCAAGCCAUCUUCAGGUUGGGAUGAAGCUGACGUUUGAUAGCGGCCCGGUUUUUCCAGGGAGUUGGAACGGCUCCAUUCGAAACUCUAGUCAACGCUGCGGUCGGAGACCUUUACUUUGUUCACGUAAGUCGGCAGACCCUUAGAUAAUGAUAGAGGCUAACAUAUCCCAAUAGCAACGUGGUAAGCGUAUGGCCAUGACCAAUUUGGCUGUCUUUGGAGGUGCUUUCUUCACCCCUAUUGUGGUAGGCAAGAUCACUCAUGUCAAAAGCCUUCAAUGGCCAUGGACAUUUUACUUUGUCGCCAUCUUCAUUGGAAUCUGUGCUCCACUGAUAUACUUUUUCGUCCCGGAAACCGCAUACAAUAGAGCAGCCCAUCUCAACACCGACUUAGCUAUGAACAUUGAGUUGCGUUCCAAGGAUUCCGAGGAUGGCACGAAGAACUCCAAAUACUCCGAGCUCCCAGAAGAAACUGGCACUGCCAAUUAUACGGCCUCUGGUGCGGAAACCCCCAGAAAGAGCAGAGUAGAACGUCUCCGGCUUGUCAACGGACGAAUUUCACAGGAAAGUUUUUGGAAACUCCUACUUCGACCUUUUCCCAUCUUCUUCCAGCCGGCUGUUCUAUGGGCAUGUGUCAUCCAAGGAAGCAUGAUCGGUUGGACAGUAUUCAUGGGAAUCAUUCUCGGCGCCAUUUUCCUCGGACCUCCAUUAUUCUGGAAUGAAGAACAAACUGGAUAUGCCUACACGGGUGCUUUCCUCGGAGCCAUUAUCGGAUUCUUGAUCGCUGGAGUACUGUCCGAUUGGUCCGCAAAAUACCUAACAAAGAAAAACAACGGAAUUUAUGAGCCUGAGUUCAGACUCGUCUUGGUAAUCCCAUCAAUGAUUUGUGGCUGUAUUGGAAUUUAUCUCUUUGGUAUCACGGCUUCGGAAUUAAUUAAUUAUUCUUUCUACCUUCCCAUUCUGGGAUUCGGUUUGCAAGUCGCCGGAAUGGUCAUCGGAGCUGUGGCUGCCUCACUCUACCUCGUUGAUGCUCAUCGUAUGUUACCCAAUUCUCGCAUCAAGAAGCAAACUAACAACCCCAGGUGAUAUAAUCGUUGAAUCACUGACAACAACCAUCAUUUUCAAGAAUUUAUUCUCCUUCGGUCUAACUUUCAGUGCCUACGAUUGGCUUGUUGAGGCUGGGACAUACAAAACAUUCAUGUGGAUUUCCAGCAUCCAAGUCAUCGUCUGCUUGACGACCAUACCUUUGUGUACGUGGCUCACAAACCAGAUAUUUUCCACAAUCACUUACUGUUUUACAGAUUUCUACGGCAAGCGUAAUAGAGAGUAUUUCCACCGCCAUGAUAUCAUGGAGAUCUGCCGCUUGACCGAUCAACAGAUGGUCAGAUGAGUAGAUCCGAAGGGAUGUAGAAUCAAGCGAACAUUAGGGAUCACAUAAUUUGACGUUAUAUUGUUUGUAUAA